Messenger RNA from Alternaria alternata, 1422 nucleotides. Its product is annotated as alpha/beta-hydrolase. NCBI's taxonomy places the organism in Eukaryota, Fungi, Ascomycota, Dothideomycetes, Pleosporales, Pleosporaceae. The record is from RefSeq and is a predicted model, not a curated record. The transcript has 2 exons. The coding region runs from base 1 to 1422 and encodes 473 amino acids.
AUGCGUCUCUCAGUCCCAUCUCUAGCUCUUCUGAGCAUUCUCCCGACGUCGCUUGCUGCACCCGCACCUGCACCAGCCCCGGUGGUCCAAAGUCUGGAUGAAAGACAACUGCUGAACAACGUUAUUCCUGGUCUACUUCCUGGCGUAAUCUCUCUCGUCGAUAACCUUCUCGGCGACGUGAACGAAGCGGUUGCACAGGGCAAUCCCACAAAGGUGCUCAGCAUCCUCUCGCAACUUCAACCUACCACACGACCGACGAAUAUCGAAGCCGCGGUGGCAAGACAUUCCAAAAUCUGGGCGAGUCCAACCACGCGAACAGACUUUUUUGCUGCCGUUGCAACUCAAAUAGCUGAUGGCCUGGUGCUCGAUGGAACCCUAAAUGCCGCCCUGACUGGUGGUCUACCAGUUGGUGAAAACAGCGUCAACAACAACAAUCCACCUACUUCUGGUAUCUAUCCUAAGAAGGAUAGUGCAGAUGCUCCGUACACGCUCUCAGAAUCUGCACUUCGCAAAGCGAUUUUCAUCCCACCCAGCUUCACAUAUGGCGCGAAACGUCCUGUGAUCUUUGUGCCAGGUACUGGUGCUUAUGGAGGUUUCAACUUCGCCAACAACCUUAGGAAGCUGCUGGCAGGCGAGAGCUAUGCCGAUCCAGUAUGGCUCAAUAUUCCCGGUGCCAUGCUCGGCGACGCGCAAACGAAUGCCGAAUACAUUGCCUACGCUAUAAACUACAUCAGCGCCGUUUCGCGUACCAACAAGCAGAAUAUCGCCGUUAUUUCUUGGUCCCAAGGUGGUCUAGACACACAAUGGGUGUUGAAAUACUGGCCUUCAACCCGCAAGGUUGUCACGGAUUUCCUUCCUGUAUCUCCGGAUUUCAAGGGCACCGUUUUGGCCAACGUCAUCUGCUUGACGGCAAACAGCAACCAAGCCCUUGGUCCCUGUGAUCCUUCCGUUAUCCAGCAAGAAGCUACUUCGGAUUUCGUUAGGGCUCUCAGGAGUGAUGGUGGGGACAGCGCAUACGUUCCCACUACAACCUUCUACUCCGGUUUCUUCGAUGAGAUUGUCGAGCCUCAGCAAGGUACUGGCGCCUCCGCCUUCAUCAACGAUGCGCGCAACGUUGGUGUCUCCAACAACGAAGUACAACGCGUUUGUGCUGGGCAGCUAGGAGGCUCAGUCUACGGUCAUGCUGGCGUUUUGUUCAACCCACUGACUUACGCAUUAAUUGUUGAUGCGCUUCAGAACGACGGACCGGGUAACUUGGAGCGCAUCGACGUGAAGAGUGUUUGCAGCAGCUACGCCGCCCCCAGACUCGAUCUUGAUGACGUCUUGGCCACCAGCGGGCUGAUUCCGGUGGCUGGGGUAUUGCUUUUGGCAUACCCACAGAAGUCGUUGACGGAGCCUAAAUUGAGGGCCUACGCCACGUAA